Molecule: messenger RNA, 2611 nt
Organism: Grus americana (Whooping crane)
Lineage: Eukaryota; Metazoa; Chordata; Aves; Gruiformes; Gruidae
Gene: HRH2
Product: histamine receptor H2
Exons: 4
Coding region: 568-1674 (368 amino acids)
Biological process (GO): chemical synaptic transmission; G protein-coupled receptor signaling pathway, coupled to cyclic nucleotide second messenger; gastric acid secretion
Cellular component (GO): dendrite; membrane
Molecular function (GO): neurotransmitter receptor activity; G protein-coupled serotonin receptor activity; histamine receptor activity
Source: RefSeq, a predicted model, not a curated record
GGAAGCAACCACAGCUCACAGCACACGCUUCUGCCUUCACAAACUGAGCCACACACGUCAGGGGAAAGUUGGAGGCAGCGCAGCCACAGAGGGCUUCCACCUGCUCAGGGGCAGCAGGAAAGCAGCACCUUUCCCAGAUUGUCAUCAAGAGGUAGCAAAGCUCUGUCCCUACUGGAGCACUGCUGAUCGCUGCCACCAACCAAACAUGCAGAGUGCAUGAGACCCCACGAGACCUGACCCCGUAGUCACUCAGAGGAAAGCAGAAGGCAGGAGAGGAAAAGGGAGCAGUUAAGACCCACCAGCAGCUGUCAUGGGGGAUCAGCUCCAGCACUGAGAGCCCGGAUGGGGCCAAUGGGCACAAGCGAGUCGCAAGGCCACAUCUUUCCCUAGACCAUGUCAUUCCUAGCAUACAAGGCUGAACAUGUGAAGUGACUCUACAAUGUUCUCCAGGGUCACUGUAGGCCCAAGGUCGCUUUGCAAAGGGCUGUAGGGCUGCUUCGUAGAGACUCACUCCAAGUAGCUUUGGGGCCAGUGAGAUCAGGACUGCUCCAUCCAUGCAACUGCACUAUGGAUCUGUGUAACAACCAUACAAGCUCUCAAAAAAAGAUGGACUUCACCAUGCAGCUGCUGGUCGGGUCCUGCCUCAUCAUCCUCAUCGUGAUCACUCUCUGCGGUAACAUCAUCGUCUGCCUGGCCGUCACCCUUGACCGCCGGCUCCGCAGCUUGACAAACUGCAUCAUUGUCUCCUUGGCCAUCACCGACUUGCUGCUAGGCCUCCUUGUGCUGCCAUUCUCUGCCUUCUAUGAACUCACCAAAGAGUGGCCCUUCGGCAGUAUUUUGUGCAACAUCUACACCAGCCUGGACGUCAUGCUGUGCACAGCUUCCAUCCUCAACCUCUUCAUGAUUAGUCUGGACCGCUACUUUGCUGUCACCACCCCACUCCACUACAGCCAGCUGGUCACCCCCUCCCGGGUGGCUGUGGGUUUGGUUGUUAUUUGGACCGUUUCACUGAUGGUCUCCUUUCUACCCAUCCACCUGGGCUGGAACACCAAUGGGACAGCAGUCCAAAACACAGUCACCAACUGCAGCAAUGAGUGCAUACUGGAGGUGAACCCUGUGUAUGGGCUAGUGGAUGCCUUGCUCACUUUCUACAUCCCUUUGGUCAUCAUGUGCAUCACCUACUACCAGAUAUUCAAGAUAGCAAGGGAGCAAGCCAAGAGGAUAAACCACACAUGGUGCUGCAGCAGCAACUCCCCCAUGCCACCCAUGGUGAAAGAACACAAAGCCACUGUGACACUGGCAGUGGUGUUGGGAGCAUUCAUUGUGUGCUGGUUCCCCUAUUUCACAGUGUUCACGUACCGGGGGAUGUGGGGGGACAGCAGGGUGAAAGGCACACCCAUGUCCAUUGUUCUCUGGCUGGGCUAUGCCAACUCAGCCCUGAACCCCAUCCUGUAUGGGACGUUCAACAGGGAUUUCCGGGUGGCGUACCAGAACUUGCUGCGCUGCUGGAGGACUGGGGGCCCCAGGAGCUCUCACCUGCCUCCCCUCCAGAAGGCCCAGUCCAAGGACAGGAGCUGCAGGCAGGAGGGUAAACCCCUGAAACUGGAGAUGAGGAACGGGAAGGGGAUCUUGCUGACCCACGGAGCCCUCAAGAGCACCGGAGCUUUCCCAUGAGUCUCAGCCAGCCCGCUGCCCCAGGACCCACCUCUCCAAGCCUUCUACUCCUAGCUGCUCUCUUCUCAAAUCCUGUGAGGUUGAAAGGACAAUACUCAAUUUUCCUCAGGGAGAAACUUAACGGCAGAGGCAAGGGUCACAGGGAUCCCUGCUGUGGCACACAGCAUCUGUUCCAUCCCCAGACACUGCUGGAGAGGCCUUUGCCUGCCCAAGUUUCUUCCCAGGAGGGUGGCGUGUUUGAAGAGCCUCAGAGGAGAUGCAGAAGAACUCCCCUGCCCCAUCGGGGCCAUGACACCUCCAGCGUCGAGCCCCACACCGGCAGGCAGUGGCGCCGGGUCAGGAGCCAGCACGUGCCCCCAGCAGGGCCAGGAUAGGGGUGCCCUCCCCAGGCCCAGGGCAGCAGGUCAGGCUGAGAGGGCACAGGGCGGGGGAAAAAGGGGCUGCAGUCAAGGUCUUGGUACCAAACAGACCAGCCUAGGAUGAAGAAGGGGAACACAGGCACUACCCUGCCUGGUGCCCUGUCCAAGUGACCUACCCUCCCCUCGGAGGGGGGAUAGGGAAGGGUGGGCAAUGUGGCAAGCGGGCUAGGCACGAUGGAUGUCAGUAGCCACAAGUGCCAGAUGUCCGCGCACAGGAUGCCCAGUCCUGCUGCAUCCAUGCCCGGGCAAGCCUGCCUCACAUGUUGGGGAGGUUUUGGCAUCAUCAGGGCUGUCCCUGCUCUUUGUGUCUGCUUCACACGCCCUGUCCCAGCCCCAUGGCAAAAAAGGAGAGAGGCCCUGGAGCCUUCUGGGCCAUGGGGAGACACUAAGCAGCUGGGGUUUGUCCCUGGGCUCUGCCCUCCGCAGCAAAUCAACACUAAGACUGCCAAAACAGAAUGUUUCUGGACUGAGUCUGUGCAGAAGUCAAUGGUAUAAAAAUCUAUUUAACAGAGGAAAAA